AUGAAGAAAAUCAGUGUGGUGAAUCUUGAUGCACUUUUAGAGGGCUUUUUAAAUAUAGAAAAGGUAAGAAGAGUAUAGAUCCUUUAAUUGUUAUGCCAAUGUGUACACACACACACACACGGUGCUUUUUUCUGGGGGAAUGCAGGGGUACGCAUACCCCUAAACAUUUUGUGAAUCUUUGUACUUUUGUCCAUUUACUAUAUUUAUUUUUCCUGAUUUGAACUAUAAAAUGGUGAUUUUCUGAGUCAAAAUGAGAGUACCCCUAAACAUUUUUAAAGAAAAAAGCACUGUAUAUGUGUGUGUGUUUAAUUGUUUUAUAUAUGCAGUUGUUAUACACACACACCACACCACACCACACCACACAUAUACAUAUACAUAUACAUAUAUGUAUAUGUAUUGUGAAUCGCUUUAGGGUGCCUCAUGGGAAGUGAUUUAUAAAUGAAAUAAAUAAAUAAAACAAUAAAUAAUUGCAAAAUGAAAAACAGCUUAAAAAAAAAGAGUAAAGUACAAAAGUCAGCAGAUGAAUUCAGACAUCACCCAAAACACAGCUGUAUAUCCUCUAUGAAAUCUUUCCAUAAUUGCUCUGUGGUUAACUUUUUGUGGUUAAUGCUCUCAGGUCUCUAAUUAAUUGUUGCCUAAACAGCACAUGGCUAGACUUUAUUGCCCAGGCCUUAGAGCGACUGUGAAGAUGGGAAGGUAAUGUUAAACAAUUUGUUAAAUUUUGAAUUCUCAACUUUUCUUACAGAAAAUAUCAGGGCUUCAUGGAAAAAAUAAUAUUCUUAGUCUUCAGUUAGAUGAAACAAACAAGUUACUGACAACAAGCCAAAUGAAGGAAGAAUCAGCUAAAGAAGGUAAGCAUUCCUUGGCACUGUUUUUAUAACCACAGAUUUGAUGAGGUGGACUUGUGCCCAUUAAAGUUUAUUGCAUAAUAAAUUUGUUAGCCUCCACAUUGCUGUAUUAAGCUGUAUUAACUGUAUUAAGAUAACCAAGCUCUCCAGAACACAUCAUCGGGUUAGACAGUAAAGAAAGGGGGUAGGCAGAAGAUGUGGCUGAUGAUAAUGCCGUGAGUCUGCAUCUGGAGAACACAGCAUAACCUCCAACAUUUCUCCAAUGAAAAUAGGGACGUCCCAUUCCAUAAUGCUCAUUUUACUAUUUAUACCCCACACAUCUUACUUGAUUGCCCCAGGCACUCUGGGAGCUUCCAACAUAUAUAAAAACAUAAUAAAACAUUAAACAUUAAAAAAAACCCUUCCCUAUACAAGAUUGCCUUCAGAUGGCUCAGGUGUUGGAUAAUUCUAUACCCUCCAAUAUUUCUCCAAUGAAAAUAGGGACAUCCUAAGGAAAAGUGGGACAUUCCGGGAUCAAAUCAGAAACCGGGAUGGCUUAUCUAAAUCAGGGAGGUCCCUGGAAAAUGCGGGCACCUGGAGGGUCUGAGGCAGCUGGCACUCAAAUGAGACUCUUUAAAGUGCUGUGCAGGUAUCAUGUUGGUACCUGCAACAGGUUGUGUGCUAGGAAGAAAAAUGAUUCCACAUAUCUGGAUAUAUGUCCAGGUCUAUUAGCAUACUUAGGUGAAACACUAGGAAGUUUUAAUAUUAACAAAGGUGAAAAUUAAUUUAUAUACUAUGGUAGGUAAAAAAAAAGUCUAUAGAAGUAAAACUGUAACUUAGCAGUUGUGGAGAUGUUUCUUCUAAGAAUAAAGCCCCUUUUCUAUUGAAAGCAGUUUGUGUAAUAUAUCACAGGAAUAAUAGGUUGCCUGUCUUUACUGCAAGAAUUCAUUUCACAAAACAAAACGUACUAAAAGUGUGAAGCAUUUUAGGAUGAAUGCUUAAAAUCGGUUAUAUUUUUCUGUGAAGGGCUAUGUCUGGAUUAUAGCUUUUGUAAAAUAAAUGUUCUUUCAAUGUGUCUGAUCUUAGUGAUCUGCAAAUCUGCAUAUGAGCUGAGAAGGACUGUCACAUGGAGGGGGGGCAUGGAACAAUUUACAGCCUAUGAAGCAUGCUUCAAAUGCUAGAGCAGACUGGGGGGAAACUGCCUUUAAUCAUAGAUAUUUUGACUUGGCAAAUGAUAUAUUUGACCAACCAUUCCAACUUCUGCUAAUACAAAGGCUUUUCUUGAGAAGAAAGGGAAUGAUAUAAAACACAAUGACAGCUUUUGACUUAUUAAGCAUUGGCCUGGUUUUUUACAUUCCUGGUUUAGACAAAGGCUAGCAAGUAACUGGAGUCCUCCAUUAAAUAAUGUAAUGGAAGCAACCAAUGCAGAUAUUAAUUCAAUCUUCUCCAUAAAUUAGUGCUGCUGUAGGUCUGAGGGGUCACUAGGUAAUAAGCUCCAUAUUUCAAAAAGCUCUGCCCAUUAUACAUUUGAUCCUCCAGCUUUGCCCAUGAGCCUCCAAAUUCUGCCUUGGCUUUGUCUGCCCUUGUUCCAGGGCUAGCUAGCAUUUUAAAAAAUAGUAAAAGUUUGCAAUAGGAUAUUAACAUAAGACAAGUAUCUGAUUAUGGAACAGUGCUUCCUGACUUGGUUGCACUACAUUUGAUGCAUUCCAGAUUUAAGACCAAAAUAUGUGCCUUAUUUUGCAAAAUUGUAUUGUGAAUUGGCAUUCUAUGCUGACAUGUUUUCCUUUGACUUUAUUGUUUUUGCUACUUGUAUUGUUAUGACAAAAAAAACACACCAGUAAAGGUAAAGGACCCCUGCCCAUUAAGUCCAGUUGUGAAGAACUCUGGGGUUGCGGCGCUCAUCUCACUUUACUGGCCGAGGGAGCCAACGUUUUUCCGGGUCAUGUGGCCAGCAUGACUAAACCGCUUCUGGCAAACCAGAGCAGCACACGGAAACGCCGUUUACCUUCCCGACGGAGCGGUACCUAUUUAUCUACUUGCACUUUGACGUGCUUUCAAACUGCUAGGUUGGCAGGAGCUGGGACCGAGCAGACAUUAACAAGAUGACUUUGAUGGUGAAAAGUGCUGGAUAGUCUUCCUAAUAUAAUGCUAUCACAUGAUUAAUUGAUUUUUUAAAAAUCAUCUAAAAUUUCUUAUCCAUUAAGUCUCUGUGUUAAUAAAACAAUAGCAAUGAAGGUAGAAUGUUUUUAAUGUAAUGCAUGUAUGCACUACAUCAGCCACCAUAUAAAAAUAGUUUCUGCUACCUGCAUUUUUUUGUAAGUGUAUGCAUUAAAAAUACCUAAAAUACCCACACACUGCUGUCUUUUAUCUGCUAAGUUUAUUUGUUUGAAUGUUAGGAUUCUAUUUCCUUUGGGCAUAUUUUAAACAAUGGGGCAUAGGAGGAGCCAACUCCAGGGGGCCAUGGGUGCUUGGGCACCCACAAUAAUAUAAUUGUGGGGGCUGGGCACCCACAAAGUCAAUGAGAAAAGCCGGCAGGUGGAGGGGUUCUGGGAUGCUGAGGCAGGGUCUCUCUGUCUCUGUGUCUGAGUCCCUCCUCCUGGAAAAGGGUGGCUCACUGGCUGCAGAGAGGAGGAAGAGGAGCUGCUGCCACCAGCCACUGCAAUGCGGACAUGUAAUGUCACACGCACAUGUCUGCACAUAGUGCGUGUGACAUCACACGUACUACGCUCAGGCAUGUGCAUGGGAUGUCACACAUCUGCAUUGCGGAGGCAAGCACCCACAAUCCUGAGGGCAAGUUGGCACCCCUCCAAUGGGGUGCUCUAUUUUAAAAUAAAAAAGCCAAAACAAGGAAUCAAAAUCAGUUAAUAAUCUUCAAGGUGUGUUUUUCCAAUAUGCUCCAUCUGGGAGAUGGUUUGGAAAUUAGAACAGGUGCAAAGGCAAUGCUUUGCCUAUGAGGUACAGAAAAGAUAUCACUUUAAUAUGAGUUGUUGCAUACAUUGUUAUGUGGCAAGUAAGGGAAAAGGAAAGAGAAUGAGUCUAUAAUGCUGCGUGGAGAUGUUCCUCUGGUCAUGCAUCUCAAUAUAAAGCAGUGCUUUGUAUUUUUAUAAGUAGACUAUAGAAGGCAUGAACGAUAUAGGGAUGCCAGAGGUCCAUCUUGUGUUCACUUCUUGAAACUGCAAGAAGCCCUAUGAAGCUUGAGAACACCUCUUUAAAUGCAAUUAUUUUGCUGAUUCUUAAAUAGCAGGCAAACUUGUAAAAUUUCAAUGACGGCUACAAAGAAGAUGCAUAAUUUAGAAAGACAGCAUCCUGUAUAAUACUUCUUUAUUACACCAGAACAAGGAAGUAUUUAUUGCUGAUGACUAAGAUAACUUUGUGGGACGCGGGUGGUGCUGUGGUCUAAACCACUGAGCCUAGAGCUUGCCAAUAGGAAGGUCGGCGGUUUGAAUCCCCACGACGGGGUGAGCUCCUGUUGUUCGGUCCCAGCUCCUGCCCACCUAGCAGUUCAAAAGCACACCAGUACAAGUAGAUAAAUAGGUACCAAGAUGAGCGCUGCAACCCCAGAGUCGUCUGCGACCUAAUGGUCAGGAGUACCUUUACCUUUACCUUAAGAUAACUUGGAAUGUUAUGAUUAAUUAAUAAUUAUUAAAUUAUUGCAGUAAUUCAAGUGUACCAAUUUCUCUUUUUUUUCUUUUUAAAAGAAUGUGCUACACUCCAAAAUGUGAUUAAAGGUCUCCAACAAACUAUAGAAAACCAGUAUAAUUUGAGAGGUAAAAAAAAACUAGCUGCAGUGUUGAUGUUGUUCUUAAUGUGUUUAGAGACUGCUCUUGUGUGGACUAGAACACAGUAUUUGGAAUAGAGCUUCCAACAAGGGUUGACUACAGUAUGCAUAUAGAUAUGCAUCUCUAUUAAACUUCUUCAAUACAAGUUGCAUACAGCUCAGUCUUGUGUGUCUGGCAUAGGAUGCUGCUUUGGUUGAAAACCUCUGCUUGUGCGUCAUUGGCAGAUGUUGCACAAGGUUAUUUCCAUGUCAUUAUCCAUUUUUUUUGCUGGCAUAGUCACCUGGGUGGUUGGGGAGAUAAUCCAGCACAAUGCUGGUGAGUGCAUAGGUCUGGAAAAUGACAAGGAGUUUAUAAAGUUCCUGACUCUUCCACUUCUUACCUCUUUUGCUUACUUACAUAGACAUUUAUUUAGUUAUUCAGACUGUUAGUUGCUUUAUAUCAAAGAAAGUUUCAAAGCAGCUUAACAAGAUAAAAUGCAAACUGGUAAAAUCAAUAAAAAGCCAAAGAAAAAAGAAAAUAUAUAUACCAUACAAAAUUCCUAAAAUGAUCAUCCAACAAUAGAAUAAGAAGGGGAAGGUAUCUUAACUUUUUUAAAGCCCCAUGCAUAUACGCUCUAGCAAGCAUUCAAGAUGUCAAGGGCUGUUAUUCAGUCCAUAUACACCUCCCUCUUUCUUUCUUUUUCUUUCUUUCUUUCUUUCUUUCUUUCUUUCUUUCUUUCUUCGUACAGAACAUGUACAAAAUUUCUCUUGCAGUCUGACUGUCAACAAUUCCCUUACACAGAUGAAAGUGAGAGACUGAAGAACACAGCUCAUAAUUUAGAAGAGAAACUAAAAUCCCAUGAACAGGUGAGAGCAUUCAUCUUCAAAACCUUAGGUUUCUUUCUAUGGAAGACUAUAUGGAGAAUCAACCUACUUUCUAGAGAGAGGAGUUGUCUUUUGACAAUUUCUCAUUUUGAUUUCCCCCCCUUAUAUCGGCAUUGUCAUCUUCAUUGUUAUGAGCUACUUGACAAUAAUCAGAUUAGAGUGUUGGUUUCAAAUACUUGGUCUUAAUUUGUUUCUGGCUCAUCUUCUGACAUCACAAACACUUGUUCCCAUGUAUCUAUCCAAAAGAGCAGGGUAAUAUAUUAACUGAUUCAUUCCGUGUGGCAUUAUACAAUCAUGGUGGAAGUCACAACCAUUUCAAUACGAUUAAUCCUGCAUAGCAACAAUAAAUUGCAAGUGUGUAAUCUUCGUUUUGGAAAGGAAGGACCACAGUCACAGUCACACGGUAUGCUUUGAAUGCAAACCCAGGUUCAUCCCCUAUUAAAAGGGCUUGAAAAGACACCUGAUCAAGAAGUUCGUCUAGUAGUCUGAUGUGGCAUAUAGCAUUUUUACAUUUUCUAAGUCUUUUUUCAAGUUUCAUUUCAAGUUGUAAGUUGCAAACAAGUUCAGCCAAAGUAAUUUUGUUCCACUGACAACUGGAGUAAGGCUGCAAUCAGUCAGAAAAGUUGCACAGGCAGUAAAACAUGGCUUAGUUAAAACAUGGUAGAAGUUCCCAAACGGUUGGUAAAGGAACACAAGAGAGGCUGGUGAAAGCCAUGCAGCUGAAUUGGAGCAACCACCUCAGACUUCCUCACACAUCAAGUUCACAGGUAGACUGGGUGGUAACAAAGGCUUGGUUACCUAUAUUCUCCCAAGGUAAGGGGAAGUGACAUAGCUAAGCCUGGUGGGACAACUUACUCUAUGGUAUUAACACCUUCGUGCAUUAAUUCUACUUAAGAAUGCUGGUUAUAUGAGGCUCGUUAUCCCACAGAUCUUCCCUUGCUGGUGAUCUUGCUUGGAUAGAGGUGCUGCAACUGAUCCAGCAGCCUCAUUUCCUCAGGCUGCUAUGAUUCCUUCACUUCUGCAAUCUGAAGGCAACUGGUAGUUGGAAUCAAGUGUUUUUCCAGCUGAGAGCCCAGAGUAAACUCCUGUUUGGCUACUCCUCUCUGACCAGUGGAUAGGUCCUUGGCAUGAUGUUCCUGGGAGGUACAAAUGCAACCAACAAUCUCCCAGCAGCCCUCUAGCCAAUGGAUGGAUUAGCCAUAGUGAAUGAGACCAUAGUGUGCCUUCCUUCUGUUCUGCAAUCCCACAGAUAGUUGGGCAAGUAUAGUUAUUUUUACAGAAGGAGUGGGAAAGCAAACAAGCUUUGUGGUGUGUGAAUUGGGCCCAUACUCUGGGGGUUAAAUUAACUUAAAUCCAGUUGUUGCAGCUAAAGUUGUGAUCUUAUGUGCUCUUAAAGUAAGACCUAUUGAGCUAAAAAGGACUGGUUUCUUUAAAGGAUUGUCACUGUAAACUAGGUGAUGGGAGAGGCUGCAUUAUUCCUGUUCUAUAAAUUGAAACCUUGGGUUCUUUGGCCUCUGAAUGAAUUCAUUACUUCCAAAGUUAAUUCUGAAAGGAGUGUUGGUAGUUCAAAUACAUGUCAAAAAGAGGAUUCAGGGAAUUUUGUGGCAACUGAAAUCUAUUUAGACAGAUCAGUUGCUUAUUGUUUUAUCAUCUCUGCUGCUGGGAAGCUUUAUGCUACAUUAUAUAGUCUCGUGAUUUUAAUUGUAUUGUCAUUUUAAACUACCUAGAGAAUUUGGCUAUUGGGUGUUUUGUUUCAAAAGCUUGCUUAAAUCAAUUUAUAGGAACAUAAAAAUAUGGUUGAUAGACUCAUGAGAGAAAUUGAAAAGAAGGAGGAGGAACACAAGCUUGAACAAUGGAAGCUGCACAAUGACAUGAAUAAAAAAUGUAAGCAUAAAUUGUGUACACUAUAUGUGAGUGAUGCUGAGAUUUCUCAUACUUUAAAGCAAAUUUUUUGGUACUACAUACGGUAGUUCUUUUUCACUAAUGAACAGUAGUCUCGGAAUUAACUAUGGUGGAUAAAUUCGAGCUUAUCUGGAUCCCCUAAAACUGUUGUGCAUUAACUGGCAUCAUCUUCGAUGAAUCUGCUCCUCCAAGGUUUUUUUUAAUGUUUACAUGUUGAUUUUUUUUGUAUCUAAAAUUAAAAAGUUUCUUAUUUAUUAUCCCAGCUUUUCUUGCAAAUGUUUUGAGUAACAUUUUCAAACGUACAGCUUAUCAUCACCUUAAAGCCAUUUGAUUAAAUGUAAUGAAUUUUUACAUUAUUUAAAUUUUGUUCAAGUUGAAGCCAUGGAGAAAGAGCACAAACUACUAAUAGAGAAAAAGAUAUGGAGAUUUUAGAAUUAACUAAACAACUCAGAGCACAAGAAAAGAAAAACAGGAUGAGAUAAUCAAAUUGCAAAUAGAGGUACAGUAUGCACUAGAAACUCAAGAUAGAAGCCAGAAGAUAAAAGAUUGGGUCUGUUUUAUAAAGAAGUAUAUGCAAAUACAAGUUGUAACUUGUGAAUAGGAAGUAUAACUUGUUGUUUUACUGGAUAAAUUAUAAGAGCCUUAUAGCAGGCUGUUAUUCUGCCAUAACUGAGAAUAAUUUCCACUGAAAUUAAUUAGAUGUAAUCUAAAUAAAUGAGUUUCAGAUUGAGUUAUUAGAAUUAUGUUGCUUAUAAUUUUUGUUUCCUUGUUAUACUUCUGAAAAAGCAGUGGGAGCAAGAAAAAUAUUUUGAGGUGGUUUGUUUGUUUUUGUUUUGCUCCUAGCAGCACUGAAAAUGUACUCAUACUUUGAAUGUUUUAAUAUCUACCUUACCCUCUUUUGUCACAUGGUUGCAAAUUUCCCUACUGCUGCCUAUGAAUUUAAUUAUAAACUUCAAAACACGCAUGACCCAGCCAAUAAAUUGAUAUUACAUUUAACAACAUAAGAAGUACCCGGCUGGAUUAGACCAAAAGUCUAUCUAGUCCAGCAUUCUGAUCCUACAGGGGCCAACCACAUGCCUAUGGGAUGUCCACAAGCGGGAUUGGAGUAUAGCAAUGCUCUCCCACUCCUGUCCCCUAGCAACUGGGGUGCUGAGAUGCACCAUCUCUGAUACGUAGGUAGUACAGCCAUCUUGGUUAGUAUCCAUUACUGGCUUUAUCCUCCAUGAGUUUAAUUCCCUUUAAAGCCAUCCAAGUUGGUAGCCUUUACUAUCUUUCAUGGUAACAACGUCCAGAAUUUAACUAUGCACUGUGUAAUAAUCUUCUCAACACCAUGCAUAAUUUUUGCACCUCUCUCUUAUCCCUUUGGAAGCCCCCAAGUCCAAUAGCUCCAAGUAGCCUUUUCUCAUGCAAGUUUCUCCAUUUUGGUCACCCUUUUGUAGCUGCAGUAUCCUCCUUGCAUUGUGGUGAACAAAACUGUAGAGUUUUCCAAACAACCCUCUUAGGUAGAUUAGGCCCAAGGGGGUGCUUGGCCCAAGGUAACCCACUGAGCUUCAUGGCUAAGUGGGGAUUAAACCUGGAGUUCAUCCAUCCUAGUCCAGUACACCACACUGGCUCAAGAAUAGUUAAAGCAGAAAUAUUUGUAUAGGUUUUUCCCCAUUAUCAACAUACUAACAUGUGUUUUUGUUUCAGUUCAAUGCUGAAUUGGUAAAGCUUCAGACCAAAAUGCCUAAGUCCUAUCCAAAUCCCACUUCACUGCCUCAAAACAUUUACAGAAGGGUAUGUUUUCCAGCACUUUCUAAUAUCUUAAAUGUCUGGGUUUCAUUAAAUACUGGAUGGCGCACAGUAUUUCUGACAAUGAGAUUUGACUUUAAAUGUUGUGUCUUGCCCUCAUCCCUAUAUAUUAAUAUCUCUGAAAGUGUAACUCAUUGGGCCCAGUUCUCCUAUUCCUCUGAGGAGUGCCAACCAUUGGGAAAAUCCCCUAUCUAAAAUGGCUUCUCUGUUCAUUUUUAAGACUGACCUGAUCUAUAUGCACUCCCCAUUUUUAAUGACAUGUAAGCACUGUGUACACAUGCAUCAGGGUGACAUUGUCUGCAACUCCCAUCCAUUUCUGUAACACUGAAAAAUAUGCAAUAAUUAAUGUACCCUGGUUGUGGUAUUUUUAAUUUCAGGCUUUGCAGAAUUAUUAAAUGAACCUUUUAAAAUUCUUUUGGCUGUAGAAUAGAAGUGGCAAGAUGGGUACAGAAAGAAAUGUAGCAACUUUUGAGCAUCAGGAGGUGCUUAUCAUAGGUCUCGUCCUCAUUGUUUGUGCUAUGUUUUAGGCAAAAACUAUGGAGUUAAUUAAGUGCUCUAACUUCCAGCGGGACCACCAAGCUGACUCAGUGCCUGGAUGUCAUAUAAUACAUACAAACUUUUGAAAAGUAUUUGUAGAUUUUUUUCAAAAGCAAUGACACCUUUGUUUAUAUACACUAUCUUGGAACCAAGUUCUAAUGGGAAAUAAAGCAUUUGCUUUAAUCUUUGCAGAAGCUUCAGCAUCUUCAAGAAGAGAAGAAUAAAGAAAUUGAAGUUCUCCGUAAUACCAUCAGAAACUUGGAACAGAGGCUUGGCAAAGGUGAAGGUGUCCAUUUCAAAUGUUGA
Messenger RNA from Podarcis lilfordi (Lilford's wall lizard), 10005 nucleotides. Lineage: Eukaryota; Metazoa; Chordata; Lepidosauria; Squamata; Lacertidae. The record is from the annotation of a GenBank genome assembly.